GCUCCAUGGUUAUGAUUAUGAUGUACCAGUUGAUUUACAUCAUUGAUAUAACAACAGAUGGUAGUGGUGCAGGUUGAAAUAAAAGAUCAUUAAGCUAAAUAUUUUAGCCUUCAUUGGCUCCCUGUUGCAUAGAAUUUGUCAGAGUGAAACAGAAUCAUAGCAUUUCAGAACUAGAGGAGUCCUUAGAGAUUGUCUCAUCUAGUCCUUCAUUUGACAGAUGAGAAAACCAGCCCAGAGAGAAUGCUAUUUGCCAAAGUCGUACAGCUUGUUAGGAGCAAAGCUAGGAUCAGAAGCUAGGACUGACAUUGCCCAGGUCAGUGCUCUUUCUACCAUCUGUGUGUGAGAUCUUUAGGUGGUGGUCUUUCUGUUUCACUCCCUGAUGUCUGCGCCAGUUAUUCUAAUCAAUUUCACAUCUGUUCAUUUCUAGAACUUAGAGCUUCACCCCAUUAUGAGUCUUUGUUGGUUAAACUUUAUAUCUGGCUUUCUUUUAGGUUGGUCUCCACCCACAUCUUUUAAUCUUGAAGACUUCAAAAUACACCUCGAUCUACCACUUUUUUGGAAAACUCCAAUACCAGGCAAUAAAUUACUCACUGUGCUCUUGUUAUAGUAUAGAAGCUUUUGAGUUCUCCAAAUUAAAUAAGAUUUUCUCCCAUUUUCCCAUGAAGCCACAUUGUUGUUUAUUCACUUUAGUGGUGAGUAUUAUUGUGCCAGCUGCUUUUGUUUUGGAAGAUGUAGGCUUCAGUCAAGUGGCCCCACUGGAAGCAAAUCAGAGUUCUUUCAAUGCAUCAUUUCCCUCAAGCUUUGAACUCACAGCAGGUUCCCACUCAGGUGAUGAUGUCAUCAUAGCCAAAGAGGGAACUAGUGUUUCGAUCGAGUGUCUUCUCACUGUCGACCACUAUGAAGAUAUCCAUUGGUACAACUCAAAAGGAGAGAAACUGGAUGACGAAGGCAGAGGUGGAAAAUGGUUGGUUUCUGAUAACUUCCUGAAUAUCACCAGCGUAGCCUUUGAUGACCGUGGGCUCUAUACAUGUUUUGUCACCUCUCCAAUUCGUGCCUCCUACUCUGUCACCCUGCGUGUUAUCUUCACCUCGGGAGACAUGAGUGUCUACUACAUGAUUGUUUGCCUGAUUGCCUUUACUAUCACUCUCAUCUUAAAUGUCACACGGCUGUGCAUGAUGAGCAGCCAUCUUCGUAAGACUGAGAAGGCUAUCAAUGAAUUCUUCAGAACUGAAGGGGCUGAGAAACUUCAGAAGGCCUUUGAAAUUGCAAAACGCAUCCCCAUCAUCACCUCGGCCAAGACUCUGGAGCUCGCCAAAGUUACACAAUUUAAGACCAUGGAAUUUGCUCGUUAUAUUGAAGAACUGGCAAGAAGUGUCCCUCUUCCGCCCCUUAUUCUAAACUGUCGGGCUUUUGUUGAGGAGAUGUUUGAAGCUGUGCGAGUGGAUGACCCUGAUGACAUGGGAGAAAGAAUUAAAGAGAGACCUGCCUUGAAUGCUCAAGGUGGCAUCUAUGUCAUUAACCCAGAGAUGGGUCGGAGUAAUUCACCAGGAGGAGAUUCAGAUGAUGGUUCUCUGAAUGAACAAGGCCAGGAGAUAGCAGUUCAAGUUUCUGUCCACCUUCAGUCAGAGACCAAAAGUAUUGAUACAGAUUCUCAAGAUAGCAGCCAUUUCAGCCCGCCUGAUGAUACAGGAUCAGCCGAAUUGAACUCUAACUACAAAGAUGGGGCAUAUGACAGCUGCCAGCUGUGAGCUAUCCCAGUACCUACAAAAAUAGCUCUCAGAACAGGAACCUGUUUCAUGCAGGAAAAUAACAUUUCACCAAAAGAUGACUGGGGUUUUCCCCUUGUUAAUAUUAAGCACAUCGGAACGUGAAUUAUUGCCAAAAGCUUUGUAAAAAUUCAGAGUUUUCCCUGAUAGUUUUCAGUCAUUUUCCUCAAGCUUGAGUAAAUGAUACAUGUUAAGAUUUAAAGGAGCCUGAGAGAUAGACUCAAUGGGGAAGGUACUGAAGUACUGCGCUAAGAGUUCCAUGGCUUCUCUUCUUGCUCACGGUUCUUCCAUUGGUUAGGGCUGACGCUUAUGUUGGGGCCUCAGUUUUCCCACCAAUAAGAUGAGAGAUUUGUAUUACGUGAUAUCUAAAGUCAUUUCUAGCCCUAUAACUUCUUACCUGUCACCUUUAAACCACUCAGCACAUCUCUAAAUAAACCCUUCCUUAGACUUUUAGUCCCUUUUUAUGGAAAGGACCAAGCUGAGACUUAGUCCUUGAUUCAGGUUCCCACAUCAAUGCUAUAGUGCAUAGUGGUGUGAGUGUUUUUCAGAUGGUUGGCCUUGUGGAGUGUGCAAUUGUAUGUGCUCGGUUCAAUCUUCUCAGUGUAGCCCCUGUCUAUAUUAUACAGAUAUCAGGGAGCUAACUGCUCAUUAGUAAACUACUUUCCACGAGUAAAUUAGUCCUUUUGGGGGAUAUAUCAUGUAUUUUUAACUUACUGAGGCAUCAUUUAGUUCAUAGAGCUAGCAGUGAUUUCCCAUCUGAUCUCCAAAAGUGAGCAAUUUUCUCCUAAGGAAUAAUGUCUUCAAUGCUUUUAGAGUAAGAAACAAUGUCAAAUCAUCUGUCUCUGGUAAAUCAUGGAUUUUGACAUUUCUAUUAAUAGAAUUUCUCAGGAUUUCCCUUUUUAAAAGUACUGGGCUUUACAAGAGGGUUCUGUGUUUGGGAUCCCAUUCCAGGGGGAAACCCAGAGCUGGAUUCCUCUUUAGACCUCUGUCUACACCCUUGCCCUCCGCGGUCUUAAACAUGGUGCUAAAGGUUGCAUGCCUCCUUAUCUGGUUUAUUUUGUUUAUAUUUUAUUGUUGUCGAGGUUUUUAUUUUUGUGUACUUCAGAUAUAGAAAUCUGAGAUAGGGCUGCUUUUGUGUCAUUUCUGAGAAGCAUUAACCUGAAAUAAUAUUAGAUAAUGGUAUGUGGUGUGUUAUUAUGUUAAAUAUACAGAUACAGAUAUAUAGA
Messenger RNA from Ceratotherium simum simum (southern white rhinoceros), 2992 nucleotides. NCBI's taxonomy places the organism in Eukaryota, Metazoa, Chordata, Mammalia, Perissodactyla, Rhinocerotidae. The record is from RefSeq and is a predicted model, not a curated record.